GUGGAGGUCCUUCCCGCCUCCUCCAUUUUAAAUUUUGGCCGUGAUCCCUGUCGACAUUUCCCGAUGCAGGCCCCCGAAACCCUGCAAACGAGAAUGACGGCGUGAUAAAUUGUAAGACUUCUAGAAAAGCAACGGAAAACACCCUUGGUUUCCGUCCUCCUGGUCGUACAGCCUCGCCAUUCUCGGUGGUAUUUAAUUGAAUCCCAUGCCCAUGCUUGUCCUCUGCAGUCCCGAGUCGCAUGUGUCUGCACAACAUUGGCCGCCGGUUAUGGAAACGUGCAUAGAUCCAUCCACAAAUGGCCAAACAUAAAACCUGACCACCAUAGGCUCGUUUGGAGGCGCGCUGGGCUGCGAACACCUGUACAUACAUAACAAGACAAGCCCAAUCGCCGUCUUGCCAUGGCUGCUCCAUCUGCCCCAUAUUGGGGUCAGCUCCCCAGCUCCAAGUCGGGUCAGACGAAAGCUCGCCGUCCGCCUGACCAUCUCAGCUCGACACCUGACCGCCGACCAUCAUUGGAUGGUGACCAACCUCCGCAAAGACAAAACCGUAUCUCAGUCCAGACUACAAAUACCGAUGCGCCCACCGAAUCUACCCUAAGCCCCUUUACGUCGCCGACCCGUUCGAGCUUCCUUCCUCAGGGCCUAGCUCCACGACCACCGUCGCUUCCAUACGGCGCAGACCAAUAUCCGCCCGAGUUCGCAGAGAAUCGCCGACGGCGACGGAGCCGGAAUCAGGAGAACGAGAACGACUACGACUACGACUACGCCGACGCCGCUCCCCCACCAGCCGCCCCAGAAGUUCCUAAAGCUCCCCCCGUGAGCUAUAAGCAUCCUUAUGGGACCGGUGGUCCUCCUUAUCCCUAUCCGGCAGCUGGAGGGCCGCCUCGGUCGACUAGGGGCAGGCCAGACGGGCCUGUAAGCCCUUCCACAAUGGAUGGGAAAUACAGCCAGGUUCCAGCUGUCGACCGGCAAGGUGAUGUUCAUGUUCCGGGUCAAUCUGGGGAUGCGGUGAAUGGACGCCGGGCAAGCACAUCUAGCACCGAUCCUGCUCACCAGCCUAGGAGGUUUCCGCUUGGACAACAGCAGUCAGGUCGCAGAAAGUUCGCAGAUGAGCGCUCGCCUCUUCAAAGGCUGGAGCUGACGCUCGGUAGCAUCACCAAGGAAGAGAAACGCGCCCGAGUCGAAGCCGCCGAACAAGCAGCACGGGAGAGAGCCACGCAGGAACGGGCGGGGCCGCAAGCAGACAGGUCCCCAGAACAGGACAAACAAGUUCGGUUUAGUGAUCGAGUCCCGAAUCUUCCCGCCGAGGAGCAGAGGCCACGAGCAACGAGCACUACGGCGGCGGCACAAGUUAGCCCUGCGACCCAGAAAGGGCGAGUAGUGCAGAAUCCGCCGGGAGAAGGAAACAGAUAUAAUGUGAAGGCAGGGAGGCCGCAUCAGAAUGAAGUGCCUGAAUCCCGAAUACCGGUACCAGUACCGGUACCGUCAAAAGCGCAGGCUGCAGGCAUUCCUCAACGCAACCUUAGCUUUCGUGAGCGGGCUGCAAAGAACGAUGUCAAGCUGCCCAGUGGAUUGGAGAGCGACUCUCCAGCAGCGCCGUCACCAAAAACACCUGCGAAUGGGGUUCCUCUGGCGAGGAGCGGAAGUAAUAAAUUGCAGAAAAGUCCCCCCAGAGACCCUUGGCUUAACCAGAAGAUGGCAGCGGAAAAGUAUAUCACCGGGGCAAGGGGGACAACCGGCGCCGCAGCCGGAGCCGGAGCUCAAAGCUCUAGCGGGGUGGCAUCACGCACCAGGGGGCCAGAUCCAACUGAAUCUGCAUCUCCACCUGAGAACAGAACCCCUCCUUCCGAACGGGAAGUCGGUCCGUCACCGGCGGUUGCGCGGCUCUCCAAAGCGCCGAGCCAGAGCAAGGCCGACCGAUUACUGGGUCGGACUCCGUCGCAGAGCACCCCGACUACCCCGACCGCCCCUGACCAAGGCCACGGUCGCGGAACCGCUGCCCUUGCCGUGGGGGCUGCCGGCGCAACUGCCGGCGCAGCUGCUGCUGCCGCAGGUGCUCAUCAUCAGGCUAGGAGAGAGGCAAGAAGUGAUAGCGAUAGUGACGAUGAUCACCGUCGCCAUCUCUCGGACCGGAUAUAUCGUGGCCGGGAGGAUCUGAAGCCUGGACAGGGCAUAUACCAGCCGCCGACGUACUUGGACGAGUGGCAACACGCAACGAUUGGCACGCUAUCGGGUGCCCUGCUCGAUCUUAACGAAGAACUGCCACCGUCGGUGGAGAAGGUGGAGAAGGAUAAGACCUGGUGGGAGCGGCGGCCAUCGGCGUCAUCCACGAGACGGCCAAGCAUGUCAAGUCGACCAAGAACGGCGGAAGCCUUUGCCGGCGAGUAUGACGAUACAAAUGGUCCGACUAGAUUCAGACCGCUGCUCUACUUAAAGUGCGGACCGUUACUGCGGUUCUGCGGGAUCCGCAAGGAGCGUGUGCGGUCAUCGCAGAAUGGAGUGGUUUCCGAGAGAGAGAUCUGGAGAGGAACAGUAAUGAUCGUGACCGAAGAUGCGGGCUCCUCGUAUGAUAUCGCGCCUACGCUGCGGCUGUUUGCCCAACCGAUCGAGCUCCUCCCACCUCCGCCUGCUGAAAUACGCGGCGAGGAGGCGCUGGCCCCUGAAUAUGUCGACCCCAUCGCAGGACAUCCUAAGCUAGGUCGCAAAGGCGAAACCCUGUAUGUCCGGCCCGUAGAUCAUCUCGAGGAGGCCACGGACCUAUCGAGGGACGAAACGGACAGCGGCUUGUUCGAGAAGACUCGAAGCCCUCCCGACGCGCCGCUCGAAAAGGGCGCGACCGAGCCGCGGGGCUCCUUUGCCGCCCGCAUCAAGCGCGUCGAGGCCGACGGGGAAAGGGUUGGGAAGUACAAGAACAUCCGAGGCUUCAGGCUACAUUCCGAGCGAGGCUGCACUUUCUGGAGGUUCAAUAUCGAAGUCGAACUCCGAGAAAAGCAGCAGAGAAUCGCAUAUCGGAUCAACCGGGGACCGGCCACUGGAUUCUGGGUCCCUGCCAGCGGCUCAGGCAUGAACAUCAUGUUCUACAGUUGCAACGGGUUCAGUCUCGGCGUCGAGUCCGACCCGUUUAGCGGGCCGGACCCCAUGUGGCGCGACGUUCUCAAUACUCAUCAGAGCCGGCCAUUCCAUGUCAUGAUCGGCGGCGGCGACCAAGUCUACAAUGACGCUGUGACGCGCCAGACCAAAAUCUUCCAGGAUUGGCUGAUGAUCAAGAAUCCACUGAACAAGCACAAUGCGCCAUUCACCCCGGAGAUGCAGGACGAGCUGGAGAGCUUCUUCCUCGAGAGGUACUCGAUGUGGUUCUCACAGGGCCUCUUCGGCAUGGCCAAUUCGCAGAUCCCCAUGGUCAACAUGUAUGACGACCACGACACCAUCGACGGCUUUGGCUCCUAUCCCCACCACUUCAUGAGGUCGCCGGUGUUCUCGGGCCUGGGUAAUGUUGCCUUCAAGUAUUACAUGUUAUUCCAGCAUCAAAGCGUCGUCGGCGAGACCGAGGAGAGUGAGCCAAGCUGGAUUCUCGGUACUCGUCCAGGGCCGUACAUCAACGAGGUAAGCCGCUCCCUGUUCAUGUCGCUGGGAUCGAGCGUUGCCCUCCUGGCUGUCGACACACGAACCGAGCGGAUGAAGGAUGAGGUCGUCCGUGAAGAGACCUGGAAGAGGAUUAUGGACCGCUGCUACGAUGAAAUCGAAAAACGGAAACCUCAACACCUGCUCGUCCUUCUUGGAGUUCCCAUUGCGUAUCCGAGGUUGGUGUGGCUGGAGAACAUCCUGACAUCGCGCCUCAUGGACCCCAUCAAGGCCCUGGGUAAGACCGGCAUGCUUGGUGGUUUCCUGAAUAAGUUCGACGGUGGCGUCGAGCUCCUGGAUGACCUGGACGAUCAUUGGACUGCCAAAUCCCACAAGCAUGAACGACGGAUUGUGAUUGAAGAUCUGCAGGAUUUGGCCGCAGACCAGUCCAUCCGGGUCACCAUCCUGAGCGGCGAUGUCCAUCUUGCAGCAGUCGGACAGUUCUACUCCAACCCAAAGCUUGGCCUGGCCAAGCACAAGGACUUCCGAUACAUGCCUAAUGUCAUCUCAUCAGCAAUCGUCAACACGCCGCCCCCCGAUCUCCUAGCAGACGUCCUCAACAAGCGGAACAAGGUCCACCACUUCGACAAGGAGACUGAUGAGGACAUGAUUCCCGUCUUCGCCCACGGUGUCGAUGGUAGGCCUCGCAACAACAAGCGCCUCCUCCCGCACCGAAACUGGUGCUCCAUCCGGGAAUACGUCCCGGGCAGUUCCCCACCACCGAGCCCGCCGCCCUCGGAAUACGACGAGAGCCCCCUCGGCAGUCCACCGGCAACCCGCCCCGGCCCCGGCGGGCUCCUGCGCCGCCUCUCCAAGUCCCACCGCGGCCCGACAUUCCACGGCCCAGACGGCACGGCCCCCCAGCGCCAGAACUCCCGCCCGCCGGUGUCGGGCGGCAUAUUUCGGGCCUUCUCCCGCUCGCGCCGCGCACCGCCAGGCGACGACCCCGGCGGUGGCAGGCUCGCCAGCACCCAGUCCCUGGGCCGCGGCGGCGGCGGCGGGGAGGGGGAGGGUGGCGGCAUGCUGGGCGGCCUCUUCCGGCGGCUCAGCUCGUCCCGGGGGCGGGCCGGCGGCGGCAGGCCCGACGACGGCGGCAUCAACGGACACUGGGGGGACGACAGCGACGGGGAGCUGGACAGAGACGGAGACGGAGACAGGGACCCGACCCCGCCGCCCAGUCCGCCGAGAAUGGGCCUGCGCGGCGGCGCGGGCGAGCCGCCGGCGCAGGAGUUCGAGCAGGGCGACGAGGACUACUUCUCUGUGCGGGUCCCGCAGCGGUCGAAGACGAUCGGCGCGAGGUCGGGCCGCCCGGUCCCGGGACCGGCACCUGGAAAUGCACCCGAAGACGACGGUGGUCGCCGCAGUCCUGAAUUCGAGCCCAGGCCGUUCCACCGCACGCCGACGGGCCUGUCGACGAAGCAGAUGAAGCAGGGGCGCGACCUCGAAGUCAACCUCGAGGGCGGCCUCGAGGUCUGCCUGAACGUCGAGGUCAACCAGCGGGACCCGGCGGGCAUCUCUGUGCCGUACCGCCUGCUUGUGCCCAGGCUGUGGUACGAGGGCGAGGAGGAGAAGCCUGUUAAGCAGGGGGCGGCGCAGGGCGUCAAGCGGUGGUUUAGCCUCAAGAGGGGGCCGUCGGUUUCGGGCGGUGGGGGAGACUGAUUUGGGCCCUGAGAUUCACUGGGAUGGGUUUGUAUGGAUGGAAUAGGAAGAUGCACAUAGAUGGAUAUCAUUGAGGGUCGUCCUUUCAUGACUG
Molecule: messenger RNA, 5374 nt
Organism: Phialemonium atrogriseum
Lineage: Eukaryota; Fungi; Ascomycota; Sordariomycetes; Cephalothecales; Cephalothecaceae
Exons: 4
Coding region: 400-5280 (1626 amino acids)
Cellular component (GO): membrane
Source: RefSeq, a predicted model, not a curated record